Molecule: messenger RNA, 1863 nt
Organism: Pyrus x bretschneideri (Chinese white pear)
Lineage: Eukaryota; Viridiplantae; Streptophyta; Magnoliopsida; Rosales; Rosaceae
Product: short-chain dehydrogenase reductase 2a-like
Exons: 2
Coding region: 460-1599 (379 amino acids)
Molecular function (GO): oxidoreductase activity, acting on the CH-OH group of donors, NAD or NADP as acceptor
Source: RefSeq, a predicted model, not a curated record
GGCAGCUUAACUAGCUAGUAACUAGUAGUUGUAAUAUUUUAUCUGCUGAGAUUAAUGCUUUCUUCGUUCACACAGAUCUGCCGCCAUGCUUAAAUCCCAAAUUAGGCCAUCCACUCAAGGAUUAUUGACCACACUUUUGCUUUAAAAUUGACAAAAUCAGUCUCCAACCAAAAGGUUAAAAGGGAAUUGGGCUAAAUGAGUCAUACUAAAUUUGGCUCCGGGAUAGGUAACAUUUAACCUCAAGAUAUGCUAAGUUUGACCCUAAAAAGAAAUAAAAUAAGAAAAAAAAAAAACAUAUAGACCUGCAUGGUUGACGAUAAAAAAUUAACAUUAAAGUAAUCUUUAAAAUAUUAAAUUUUAAAGAGUUAAAAUACAAUCAAAGAUUACGUCUAGCCUUCAGGAAUGAAAAUGACCUGAAGGGCAAGGCCAAGGAAUAGAGGUACAAAAGAUGAGGUACAUAUGUAUCUAAGUUAUCUUGAAAUAACACAAGCAGCCCUCUGUGGAACCCACUCACCUAAUGCAUGUUUAUGUCUGUAUGUCUCAACUGCCUAUAAAACCCUUUCUUUCUUCACUCAACACCACAUUCAUCCUUGUUAUAACUUAAGCCCUCUCUCUCUCUCUCUCUCUCUCUCUCUCUCUCUCUCUGUUUAUAGAGUUGGUUGCCAAAACAUGCCUGCCCAAGUUAUGCCAGAAAAAGCCCUUCAUGGAAUUCAUGGAUUGGGAAGGGACAACAUUACUACUGCUCCUCUCCCCAAAAGGUUGGAUGGAAAAGUUGCUAUAGUGACAGGUGGUGCUAGAGGCAUUGGAGAAGCAACAGUGAGGCUUUUUGCAAGGCAUGGCGCCAAAGUAGUCAUUGCUGACGUGGAGGAUGCAGUUGGCACGGCCCUAGCAAAUUCCCUGGGCCCUUCAGUUACCUUUGUUCACUGUGACGUUAGCUUGGAAGAAGACAUGGAAAACCUAAUUGAAUCAACAAUUUCCCGUUACGGGCAACUGGACAUUAUGUUCAACAAUGCCGGGGUCCUCGGAAACCAGUCGAAACACAAGAGCAUCAUGAACUUUGAUGUCGACGAAUUUGACCGCGUAAUGCGGGUGAAUGUUAGAGGAGCUGCAUUGGGGAUGAAGCAUGCUGCAAGAGUGAUGGUUGCCAGAGAAAUCGGAGGGUGCAUAAUUUCAACUGCAAGUGUAGCCGGAGUAGCGGGCGGCCUGGGGCCACAUGCUUACACAGCUUCAAAGCAUGCCAUUGUAGGGCUCACAAAGAACACAGCUUGUGAAUUGGGAAGGUACGGAAUUAGGGUAAACUGCAUUUCUCCGUUUGGGGUUGCCACGUCAAUGCUGGUCAACGCUUGGAGGAUGAGUGGCGAUGGUGAUGAUGAAGAUGAAGAGGAAUGUACGGAUUUGGGGAUGCCUUGUGAGCAAGAAGUGGAGAAAAUGGAAGAGUUUGUGAGAGGGCUUGCCAAUUUAAAAGGUCAAACUUUGAGGGCAAAAGACAUAGCUGAGGCUGCUCUUUAUCUUGCUAGUGAUGAAUCCAAGUACAUUAGUGGUCACAACUUGGUUGUGGAUGGUGGAAUUACCACUUCAAGAAAUUGUGUUGGCUUGUAGCCUUUUUUCAUUUUUGUUUUUUUCCAUUUCAUGGUGUGAUUUUGUAUAUUCAUAGACUAGGAAGUGUUGGAAUAUGAUUAAGAUAACAUGAUUUUCACAAUAGGUGUAAUCAUAUGUGAAGGUACACCAUAAUAUUGAUGUACUAAUAUACAUAUGAUUGUAGUGAAAUAAAUAAAUUAAUUAAUAAAGAAAAUAAUAUAAUAAAUUAAUUAAUUAAUUCUAAAAUGAUUUGAAUAGUUGUAUUUUAACGUGAAAAGUUAUAAC